GGGUUGAACCAGUCGUCCAUUUAACAAUUCAUACCGAUAUUGGGAGCAGACGAUCCAGACGUUUAACUCAACUGUCCGCGAAGCAAACUUAACAUGCCGAAGUGUCCUAACUGUCAGAAGGAAGUAUACUUUGCGGAGAAGGUGACCUCUCUGGGAAAAGACUGGCACAGACCUUGCCUUAAAUGUGAAAAAUGUAGCAAGACUCUAUCUUCAGGCAGCCAUGCGGAGCAUGAGGGAAAGCCAUAUUGCAACAAGCCGUGCUACGCAGCGCUCUUUGGCGCCGGAGGAUUCGGCCACGGUGGUACCGAAUCUCAUAAAUAUUAGGCGGGGACAGGGAGGUGCAAAGAUUCCACCUCUGCCAGCGUAACGCAUUGUCCUUUUCAAGUAGCUGGCUACGUACACAAUAAAAUAGACCAGAAAUUCCGCGGGAUGUUUCAAGAUCGACUCGUCCAACAAUCAAUCUGCUUGUGCUUGGAUGCAAAACAGCAAUCGACUGUUAUAAUGAGUGCCUGCUCAUUAUAAUACGUGACCGAAUUCGAGAUAACAGUCUGCCUAUCGAGUGACUGAAUACAAGACAACAAUCCGCUCAUUAAUUGACUGAUACAAAACAACAGUCUGCUCAUCGAGUAACUAUUGAAACACAAGACAACAAUCCGCUCAUUUAGUGACUGAAUGCAAAACAAGAAUCUGCUCAUCACAUGUAUAAUGCGUGCCUCGAUGCACCCUUUGUGCGUUAGAGAUGGUAUUUAUGUGAUGAACACAAAUUGUCCUAAAUGCAACCACGACCGACAUCCUCUGUCACACCGAUACCUCCACUAAUCAUUCAUUGCAAACUCGAAAAUAAACUCUCAGUGUCGUUUUGUGGUUUAUCAUUGUUCUUUUACUUCAUUUCAUGACCUUAUGCCCGGUAUAUUGUCCUUGAGCAAGACAACUACUUCGUCCUUCGAGAAUGAGACGUAAAACCAAUGUAACUAAGGGCGUGCAUAUCACCCCAAGCAUAGGAAGAAGCCCUGGUAGCGUGCCAUGGACUCGUUCUUCCCUUGGCCCCUGGCCAAAGCCGUAGUCGGAGUCACCUUUUUUCAAUCAUACUCCGUCUCUCGAAAUUACGACAUCGGAGCCGCAAAAAAGCCUGAUCUCAGAAUGCCUCCAAGAGACA
This is a messenger RNA of Lineus longissimus, 1156 nucleotides long. RefSeq names its product cysteine-rich protein 1-like. Lineage: Eukaryota; Metazoa; Nemertea; Pilidiophora; Heteronemertea; Lineidae. The record is from RefSeq and is a predicted model, not a curated record. The coding region runs from base 94 to 324 and encodes 76 amino acids. The transcript is spliced from 4 exons.